Messenger RNA from Colletotrichum lupini, 1389 nucleotides. Its product is annotated as DNA repair protein rad18. Gene Ontology annotation, cellular component: Rad6-Rad18 complex; nucleus. NCBI's taxonomy places the organism in Eukaryota, Fungi, Ascomycota, Sordariomycetes, Glomerellales, Glomerellaceae. The transcript is spliced from 2 exons. The coding region runs from base 1 to 1389 and encodes 462 amino acids. The record is from RefSeq and is a predicted model, not a curated record. Gene Ontology annotation, biological process: DNA damage tolerance; protein monoubiquitination. Gene Ontology annotation, molecular function: single-stranded DNA binding; ubiquitin protein ligase activity.
AUGGCAGACAACUUCGAGGACGUCCCAGACUCAACAGAUUGGCUCUCUACACCCCUCCCCGCUCUUUCAGCAGUCGAAGCCUCCUUACGAUGCCAGGUCUGCAAGGACUUCUUCAAGACACCAAUGGUCACAUCAUGCUGCCAUACCUUUUGCUCCCUCUGCAUCCGUCGCGCCUUGUCCAACGAUGGCAAGUGCCCUCUCUGUCGGGCUUCGGACCAAGAGUUGAAGCUGAGGAGUAAUUGGUCUCUCGAGGAGGUUGUCGACUCGUUUGUCAAGGCCAGGAAGGAUACGCUACACUUUGCUAGGACGGCGGGCCAGAACGACCAGCGAGAACCCAGCGGCAGUGUGGCCAAGAGGAGGAUGGCUGAGGAAAGCGGCGACCAGCAGCCAGAGACCAAGCGCCUUAGGAGUUCGGCGAGGCUCAGCAGGACUAGAUCUGGACAGCCAGCCGCCGCGCCCGUACAUGAGGUUGAUGAGGUUGACGAGAUGGAGGAAGUACAGGAGGACAACGAGUCAGAGGACGCAGAUUUCGCUCCCGAGGAUGGUCUGGUCCCAUGCCCCAUAUGUAGCACCCGCAUGAAGGAAGCCCAAGUCUUCCGCCACCUCGACACCUGCGACGGCUCAAAACCACCCCCACGACAACAUACAGCCCAAGCCCGCACAAGCGCAAGCCGUACCCCGACACCAAACACACCCGCCCGCGGCGCCGGCCCCAGCAGAUCGCAUCCGGCCCCCGAACGCCUCCCCGCCCUCGCCUACUCCAUGCUCAAAGACGUCGCCCUGCGCAAAAAGAUGUCGGAUCUCGGCCUCUCCGUCACAGGCGGGCGCGUCCAACUAGAAAAGAGACAUAAAGAAUGGGUGACGCUGUGGAACGCAAACUGCGACUCGGCGCGACCGAAGCGGAGGACGGAGCUGCUGCAUGACCUCGACGUGUGGGAGCGCACGCAGGGUUCCAAGGCAGCCAUGUUCGUGAAGCCGGGCGUCGCGGUCAAGGACAAAGAAUUUGACGGCGUGGCCUGGGCGGCAAAGCAUGACACUUCGUUCAAGGAUCUAAUCGCAAAUGCGCGCAAGUCCAGAGCGCAGGCCAAGCCGAAGAGCGAGGAAGAAGAGGAAAAGGAGACAGCUACUCCAAAGUCAGAAGAUGGCGGAGCUGCCUCAGCAGAGACUGGUGCUCCCAAGCUGGAUUCAGAGAGGAGUGACGCGGCGGUGAUUGAUCUGACAGAGCAACCGAGAGAUACCUCCAGAGAAGGCGGCGUAGACGAAGCUCCCCCGGGAUCCAUGAUGCAGGUCGACAAUCCGGCACUCAAACCGCAGGUCCCAGCAUCGACGUAUUACCUACAGGACGGCUUUUCAGAGCCUCAGAUACCCAGCGGUCAGGAGGCGCGGUGA